This is a messenger RNA of Neurospora hispaniola, 1691 nucleotides long. RefSeq names its product actin family. The record is from RefSeq and is a predicted model, not a curated record. Gene Ontology annotation, biological process: Arp2/3 complex-mediated actin nucleation. The coding region runs from base 1 to 1224 and encodes 407 amino acids. Lineage: Eukaryota; Fungi; Ascomycota; Sordariomycetes; Sordariales; Sordariaceae. The transcript has 3 exons. Gene Ontology annotation, cellular component: Arp2/3 protein complex; actin cortical patch. Gene Ontology annotation, molecular function: actin filament binding.
AUGGCCAACACCGACGCUCCCAUUGGUACGUCAGCUCUUCUCCGCCAACAACCCCUUAUCCUCCUCGAUGGCGGUACCGGCUUCCUCAAAGUCGGUUACGCCGCCCAGAACUUCCCCGAAUUCCAAUACCCCUCGAUAGUCGGCCGCCCCAUUCUCCGCGCCGAAGAAGCCAAAUCGCUUUCCGACUCGUCCGACAUUGUGAUCAAAGACAUCAUGUGCGGUGACGAGGCCGCGGCCGCCCGCACCAUGCUCCAAAUCAGCUACCCGAUGGAGAACGGCAUCGUCAAGAAGUGGGACGACAUGCAGCACCUAUGGGACUACACUUUUCACGAAAAGAUGAAGGUCGAUACGCGGGGAAGAAAGAUCUUGUUGACGGAGCCGCCUUUGAACCCGCUGAAGAACAGGGAGCAGAUGACCGAAGUCAUGUUUGAGCGCUACGACUUUGGAGGUGUCUAUGUCGCUAUUCAGGCGGUGCUGGCAUUGUAUGCUCAGGGUCUCUCCUCUGGUGUCGUAGUCGACUCUGGCGACGGUGUCACGCAUAUCGUUCCCGUCUACGAAUCCGUGGUUCUCAACCACCUUACCCGCCGCCUCGAUGUGGCCGGCCGCGACGUCACCCGCAACCUGAUCGCCCUCCUUCUCCGCCGCGGUUACGCCCUGAACCGUACUGCCGACUUUGAGACCGUCCGCCAGAUCAAGGAAAAGCUCUGCUACGUCUCGUACGACCUCGAGCUCGACAAGCGCCUGUCCGAAGAUACCACCGUCCUCGUCGAGAGCUACACCCUUCCCGACGGCCGCGUCAUCCGCGUCGGCUCCGAGCGUUUCGAGGCCCCCGAGUGCUUGUUCCAGCCGCACUUGGUGGAUUGCGACCAGCCGGGUAUCGCCGAAUUCCUCUUCAACACUAUCCAGGCCGCCGAUGUCGACGUGCGCUCCUCGCUAUUCAAGGCGAUCGUCCUGUCGGGUGGUUCCAGCAUGUACCCCGGCCUCCCAAGCAGACUGGAGAAGGAGCUCAAGCAGCUGUGGUUGACGCGCGUGCUGGGAGGCAACCCGGAGAGGCUGAGCAAGUUCAAGGUCAGGAUCGAGGACCCGCCGAGAAGAAGGCAUAUGGUCUUCUUGGGUGGUGCGGUGCUGGCGAAUAUCAUGGCGGAUAAGGAGAGCAUGUGGAUCACGAAGCAGGAGUGGGAAGAGCAGGGCGCGAGGGUGCUGGAGAAGUUGGGUCCUAGGUAAGGGACAACUGAGGGUGAAAGCUGUUUAGACUACAAUAGCAGGCGAUAUAAUGUUUUCCGUUGGUAGGUAAAUAAAGGAUAAUGCGAGAGUUUGUUAGAGUUUGGUGUGAGUCUGUUGGUUCCGACAGGGGAAAUCGAACAAUGGCCUUGUGCCAAGAGUCAUGGUCUUUUGGGAUGCCAUGAAAGAAGUCCCCAAUACCACCACAACGGCGCCAACAUCAAGCAAGAUGCGGACAGCGGAACGGGACGGUCCCGGACAAACAUCGGGAAGACGGAAAGGUGAAGUGGCCCACCCCACCUUCUGGACAUCGAUACGGUACGCUAAGGCCGGCAGCGAUACAGUGGCUUAUCAGAGCUGACACACUAACAGAAGCAAACAUCAUCAGAUCUCUGCUAGCCUGACAUGUCGCUCGUGACGAAAAGGGCAACUGAUGUUAUUGUUUUCCUUCGUGUGUCACUUUGAUGUUG